This is a messenger RNA of Triticum dicoccoides, 893 nucleotides long. RefSeq lists its product as uncharacterized. The record is from RefSeq and is a predicted model, not a curated record. The coding region runs from base 77 to 772 and encodes 231 amino acids. NCBI's taxonomy places the organism in Eukaryota, Viridiplantae, Streptophyta, Magnoliopsida, Poales, Poaceae. The transcript has a single exon.
CCAACUCCCAGCACUUUCCACUCUCUAGUCUAGUCUAGUCUAAUCUGGAAUGAAAUAAAAAAACGGGACAAAGGGGAUGAGCCCCUUUCGGAAAGCAAGAGUCGAUUCGGCAUUCGGGCAUCCCUGCCAUCCCUGCCGUGCCUUCACCGAGCAGCAAAGCAACCAAGGUAAACCAGAGCACCGCCGCCUGCCCGCAGGCAGAACCCCCCGGCCCAAAAUUACCACCUUGGAAUCGAGCAUCCGCGCCCCAUCUAUGGCGGAUCAGGAGGCCGCCGAGCCGGGCCCGCCGUCGUGGCCCCCCUGGACCUCCCUGCUGCUCCGGGCCAUGAGCAAGCGCCGCACCUGGGCGGCGCUCUUCCUCGCCGUCUACGCCGCGCUGCUCUCCUCCUCCUGGAGCCUGCUGGCGUCCGUGCGCGCCUGGUACUACGCCGCGGCCGCCUCGGCGGGGGCGGCCGCCGCGUGGCCCGCCGCGCUCUACGCCUCCGUCAUGUACGGCGCCGUCUUCGGCCUGCUCUCCAUGGGCGCCGCGCUGGCCGUCGCCGCGCCCGCCAUGCUGGUGACGUGGAUCACCGUGCUCGUGCUGCUGGCGUUCGCGGGGAAGCCCCGGCGGUCGCUGGUCGCCGAGGCGCGCCGCGCCACGGCCGACAUCGCGCGGCUCGCGCUCCGCGUGCUGCUGUGCGAGGGCAACGCCGUCGCCGCGGUCUGCGCCGUCGCCAGCUUCGCCGCCCUCCUCUUCGGCCGCCGCGACGACGCCGAGCGGCGGCUGAUCUGAAGAUUUUCUAGUUCUUUUCACGCCCUUUUAUUUGUCUCUUCUGUUGCUAAUUUCAUUUGUAGUCUGUAUACCAACAGUUUGGGGGUUUCAUUCUAGGUAAUGGAAGUUCUUGUUUCUGUAA